Molecule: messenger RNA, 2060 nt
Organism: Anneissia japonica
Lineage: Eukaryota; Metazoa; Echinodermata; Crinoidea; Comatulida; Comatulidae
Exons: 2
Coding region: 180-986 (268 amino acids)
Source: RefSeq, a predicted model, not a curated record
AUUCAGUUAUGUGAUAAAAAUAUUAUUGGGCAUUUACACAUUAGACAACAUUAUCUGUGAAAUUUUGAUUAUUAUAUCAGCAAUCGUGGUGUUGUUUGAUUGCAUUUAACUACUAGAUACCAUUGUUCUCAUUUGAAAAUUGUUGAAGCCUGUAUACUAUUAUUUGAUUAGACCACACAAUGUCCGAAGGUACCAUUCGUAGCAUUGACCCAUUGGCCUACUACGUCAACAAUGUGUCUGAUUUGGAUAAAGAUGUAGUUAUUGCACACAAGAAUGAAGAUAAAGAUAGUCUCCAAAAACUCCUCUCGAGGUCCAAAUAUGAUUAUGAUAUUUUUUUAUGUGUCAACAAACACUGGCAUGCCUUUAUGCUCUGUGUCGCGGUUGGUGGAGAUGGUCCUAACAGCCCAUUACUGGAUGAACUAAUGCCAGAUGCAGACAGUAAGCCAUUUGAUAUACCCGAGGUAAACUUGUGUUACCAAAUUGAGCUGGUGUUUGAAGAAGUCCAAUUAAAGACGUACAAGAUCCAGAAGAAAUUUGGUAUUUUUAAAGAUUUCAAACACAGCAUAAAGAGAAGUUAUUAUGUUGGUAAAUACAAAGGUACGAGUCCAUACGCAUUGGAUCUGGCAGCACUAAGAGCAGCCCCACACCGAUACAACACGCUUUUGAAUGACUGCGUCGAAUUUGCAAAAGAAUUUUGCAUUCGAUUAGCGAAAAAUUGUGAAAAUGGGCACGAAUUUGAAGUAACAGUGAAAAACAGGAUAAAAAAUGCUACAGCAUCGGGAUUCAGUGUCGAGACGUUGUCAAGAAGAGUGCAAAGUUCCGCAAUUCUUGGAAGCACAUUCUUGGGAGGAAUGGAUGUAAGCAGCUUCUUGUCCGGAACACACAGUACAGCAGUUGUGUUAGCAGUGGUUGUUUUUCUCCUGACUUAUCCCAUUCUGGUUACUCUACUGGUGGUAAUAAUUCUAAAAUACUACAGCAUUUUGUAAUGUUUACUCCGAAAGAUAUUCUAUCGCAAAAUCAAAUGUAUGACAUUCCAGCUAUCUAGAGGUGCCAAAAUCAUAAAUUUGCUUACCUCAACCCAAACUAUGCUGGGAGUAAGGCAGUAUAGAACCUAUAUUUGUAAAAUGUAGGUUCCCCACCCAUUUUCAAACUGUUGGACCCGCCUCUGCAGACCUCCCGAAAUUUACUUAUUUCAACUUGGGACCCCUGAACAAGGGUGGCACCAACGAGGGGGUAGGCAUUUUCUACAUAUUAAUAGACUUUAAACCGAUUAAAUAAGCCUUUGAAACCCCUAAAUUGUCAACAUUUUCUGUGGUUUCGCUUAAAUUUCGUAUCUCAGUAGCCAUUGCAUCAAUGUACAAACAUUUAUCAAGAGUCUCAGCUUAUUAUGGAAACAAGUACACUUGGCCUUAACAUUUUUGGAAAGGUGUAAAUUCCCACAUUUCUGAACAUGUCACAAAGUAAAUAGGUUGUUAGGUUUUCUUUAUAGGACUUGUUUUCAUAAUUGCAAUCAGUUUACAUUAAAAGUAUUAUAUUGUGCAAUUAUUAGGAGCUUUGGUCUCCAUUUAAAUAUUAAAGGAAAAAACAUGAUUGAAAAAAUACGAAGACGAGCAACUAGAAUGAUAUAAUUAUUACUAUGACACUUGAAAUGGGAAGGUACAACACUGAUCUCAUCCUCUUCUACAUGAUGAGGGCGGGUGAAAUAGAAAUGACAUUGAUUCAUAUAUAUCUCGACCUAAUUAUCAAUAUUGUUCUCGUUUUGCAUCUCAUGAUAAUUAUUCAAAUCCUUGAAUUGAUAUAUUCAAAUUUUCAUUUUUUAGCAGAGUCUUUAUACUACUGUUAUAAAGCACAGUGAGAAAAUAAUCAUAGUCUAUUAGUUUAUGCAGUUGAUGUUAUCAUACAGUAGAGGGAUACAAUCAAUUUAGACAGGCCUACCAUAUUUCUUUCUUUAUUGUUAAAGGAAUUUUUGAGGAUGGUUUAUGGAGGGAGGCAUUUAUUUGUAUUUUUCGGAAUUAAAUUUAAUAUUGUACAGUACUCAAAUAAACCAUUCACUCGUUAAA